GUGGAUGAAGGCGUCGGGCUCGGGCGGCGGACGGCGGCGGCUCACGGACUAGGGCCGGCUCGGACGCGCGUCCGCGCCUCGGGGGUGGCGGCGGGCGGCGGGGCGACGAUGGAGCUCUUGCGGACUAUCACCUACCAGCCGGCCGCCGGCACCAAGAUGUGCGAGCAGGCGCUGGGCAAGGCUUGCGGCGGAGACUCGAAGAAGAAGCGACCGCAGCAGACCCCGGAGGAACCGCAGGCGCCGCAGCCCCAGGCGCCGGUGCAGCCCGCGGCCCCUCACCACCACCACCACCACUCGCACUCGGGCGCCGAGAUCUCACGGAUUAUCGUCGACCCCACGACGGGGAAGCGCUACUGCCGGGGCAAAGUGCUGGGAAAGGGUGGCUUUGCAAAAUGUUACGAGAUGACAGAUUUGACAAACAACAAAGUCUAUGCUGCAAAAAUUAUUCCUCAUAGCAGAGUAGCUAAACCACAUCAAAGGGAAAAGAUUGACAAAGAAAUAGAGCUUCACAGAAUUCUUCAUCAUAAGCAUGUAGUGCAGUUUUACCACUACUUUGAGGACAAAGAAAACAUUUACAUUCUCUUGGAAUACUGCAGUAGACGGUCCAUGGCUCAUAUCUUGAAAGCAAGAAAGGUGUUGACGGAGCCAGAAGUCCGAUACUACCUCAGGCAGAUUGUGUCUGGACUCAAGUACCUUCAUGAACAAGAAAUCUUGCACAGAGAUCUUAAACUAGGUAACUUUUUUAUUAAUGAGGCUAUGGAACUGAAAGUUGGGGACUUUGGUUUGGCAGCCAGGCUGGAACCCUUGGAACACAGAAGGAGAACAAUAUGUGGUACCCCAAAUUAUCUCUCUCCUGAAGUCCUCAACAAACAAGGACAUGGCUGUGAAUCGGACAUUUGGGCCUUAGGCUGUGUAAUGUAUACAAUGUUAUUAGGAAGACCCCCAUUUGAAACCACAAAUCUGAAAGAAACCUACAGGUGCAUUAGAGAAGCAAGGUAUACAAUGCCAUCGUCAUUGCUGGCUCCCGCUAAGCACCUAAUAGCUAGCAUGUUGUCCAAAAAUCCAGAGGAUCGUCCCAGUUUGGAUGACAUCAUUCGGCAUGAAUUUUUUUUGCAGGGCUUCACUCCAGACAGACUUUCUUCUAGCUGUUGUCAUACAGUUCCAGAUUUCCACCUAUCAAGUCCAGCUAAGAAUUUCUUUAAGAAAGCAGCUGCUGCUCUUUUUGGUGGCAAAAAAGACAAAGCAAGAUAUAUUGACACACAUAAUAAAGUGUCUAAAGAAGAUGAAGACAUUUACAAGCUUAGGCAUGAUUUGAAAAAGACUUCGAUAACUCAGCAACCCAGCAAACACAGGACAGAUGAGGAGCUCCAGCCACCCAGCACUACAGUUGCCAGAUCUGGCACACCCGCAGUAGAAAACAAGCAGCAGAUUGGAGAUGCCAUUCGGAUGAUAGUCAGAGGGACUCUUGGCAGCUGCAGCAGUAGCAGUGAAUGCCUUGAAGACAGUACCAUGGGAAGUGUUGCAGAUACAGUGGCAAGAGUCCUUCGAGGCUGUCUAGAGAACAUGCCUGAAGCUGACUGCAUUCCCAAAGAGCAGCUGAGCACUUCCUUUCAGUGGGUUACCAAAUGGGUCGAUUACUCUAACAAAUAUGGCUUUGGGUACCAGCUCUCUGACCACACUGUAGGUGUCCUUUUCAACAACGGUGCUCACAUGAGCCUCCUUCCGGACAAAAAAACAGUUCACUAUUAUGCAGAACUUGGCCAAUGUUCUGUUUUCCCGGCAACGGAUGCCCCUGAACAAUUUAUUAGCCAAGUGACGGUGCUGAAAUACUUCUCUCAUUACAUGGAGGAGAACCUCAUGGAUGGUGGAGAUCUGCCUAGUGUUACUGACAUUCGAAGACCUCGGCUCUACCUCCUUCAGUGGCUAAAAUCUGAUAAGGCCUUAAUGAUGCUCUUCAAUGAUGGCACCUUUCAAGUGAAUUUCUACCAUGAUCAUACGAAAAUAAUCAUCUGUAGCCAAAAUGAAGAAUACCUUCUCACUUACAUCAAUGAGGACAGAAUAUCUACGACAUUCAGGCUGACAACUCUGUUGAUGUCUGGCUGUUCACUAGAAUUAAAACAUCGAAUGGAAUAUGCUCUGAAUAUGCUGUUACAGAGAUGUAACUAAAAGACUUGAACGGACCCUAUGGGACUCCUCUUUUCCACUGUGAGAUCUACAGGGAAGCCAGUAGAAUGAUCUAUAGCAUGUUGAAGAAGAAGGGCAGGUGGUGGUACGAAAACAAUUCCUUUGUGGCCUGCUGGACUGAGUGGAGCCAGACCAGGCUGAGGCAUACAGUUCGUGACUUUGGAUAAUCCAAGAGCAUACAGUUUGUGACUUUGGAUAAUCCAAGAGUGAACCAGAAUGCAGUUUUCCUGACGUACCUGUUUUAAAGGGUUUUUCAGACAAUUACGCAGAAAGGUGCAUAGACUCUUAACUUCUCUCUGUUGAGAGCAUUUCAGACAGAGGACUUGGAACUGUGAAUAAACUUCCUGAAGGGGAGGGAGAAGGGAGGAAGCUCCCAUGUUGUUUAAAGGCUGUAAUUAAAGCAGCUUUUGGCUGCUUAACUGUGAACUAUGGCCAUAUAUAAUUUUUUUUUUUUUUUGCUUAAUUUUUGAAGAUACUUGUGGCUGGAAAAGUGCAUUCCUUGUUAAUAAACUUUUUAUUUAUUACAGCCCAAAGAGCAGUAUUUAUUAUCAAUUUUUUUUUUUUAUGUUGACCAUUUCAAACUGUUGGCAAUAAAGCGUAUGGAAAAGUAAAAAAUAAUGGUCUCCCGUCUUUGGUAUGUCACAUCACUGCAUCACAACCUCCUUUGCCAACGGAUUCUUGGCACUAUAGCCUGAUAUUUAGUAUGGAAGCAUAUCAGAAAGUUAGACCUUUUAUUUUGCUAAUAAUAGUUUAGGAAAGUCAGUCUCUUAACACCUGAAAUACAAUCAUCCUAGAUGAAUCUAUCUAGAGAAGAGAAUAUAACAAGAAUACCACUCUUGUUACAACCAAAACAUAGGAUUCCUACUAAAUCCAAAACUCAUUUCUCCCUGGAGUAUUUCCUCAAAACUUGUUUAGCUUGGACCUGAAAGCCAGAGUAAUCCUGUGUAGACAGAUCUCUGUUAUUAAGUGUUAAUAGGUACAGAAGUUUAUCUUAUGGGCACAACUCUGUAAUACUUGCUGUGCACCAUCUAAAUGCAUUAUUCAGCUUACACCUGGCUAAAUGCUUCCAGUGCACUGGCAGUACUGGCAUGUAACUAGCAGUGGGAGAUAUUUUGUAAUAAGUUAUUUUAUUAUCCUCUGGUACAUGGCAGAUAAGGGAUGGUAUGGGAACCAACCUAUGGUUUUAAGUCUAUCUUUUAAACUAUUAGAUUAUCCAAGAGCCAUGCAGAGGUUUUUCUCUUUCA
Talpa occidentalis (Iberian mole) is the source of this 3428-nucleotide messenger RNA. It is a transcript of the gene PLK2, whose product is annotated as polo like kinase 2. Bases 109 to 2166 code for a protein of 685 amino acids. The transcript is spliced from 14 exons. Gene Ontology annotation, molecular function: protein serine/threonine kinase activity; ATP binding; protein binding. Gene Ontology annotation, cellular component: cytoplasm; centrosome; spindle pole. The record is from RefSeq and is a predicted model, not a curated record. Gene Ontology annotation, biological process: regulation of cytokinesis; mitotic cell cycle; protein phosphorylation. Lineage: Eukaryota; Metazoa; Chordata; Mammalia; Eulipotyphla; Talpidae.